This is a messenger RNA of Wallemia mellicola CBS 633.66, 934 nucleotides long. Its product is annotated as ribonuclease III. The record is from RefSeq and is a predicted model, not a curated record. Gene Ontology annotation, molecular function: ribonuclease III activity. The transcript has 3 exons. Gene Ontology annotation, biological process: RNA processing. Lineage: Eukaryota; Fungi; Basidiomycota; Wallemiomycetes; Wallemiales; Wallemiaceae. The coding region runs from base 80 to 847 and encodes 255 amino acids.
GCCUGAAUUCCGAGAAUUGGCUUUCACUCACAAGAGCUGCGCAGAACACGCGGCUUUGCUCAAAUCUGCGAUAAGCAUAAUGCAGUAUAAUAGGGUAUCUGACGGCAAUUUACGUGGAAUUACAGCAUCAGAGAAUGUUUACGUAGAUGACCAACAGCGUAUCAAACCAAUCUAUGAUAAUGAGGUCAGCGAAUUCGUUGGUGAUUCCAUACUUGGUAUGAUAGUGACUCUCUUGUUAAGACAAUGGUACCCUCACCUUCGCCCAAAUAGCUUGAGUGAAAUACGCAGUCAUCUUGUUGAUAAAGCAAGAUUGAGCGAUUGGGCAAAGAUGUAUAGUUUCGAUAUGCAUCUUAAUCUUCCGCCUUCGCAAUCACAAUUGGCGAUAAGACUCUCACCUGCUGUUCUCUGUGGGACUUUUGAAGCGUACGUUGCUUGCGUAUUCGACCAAGAGCAGGAUGAAAUGAUGGGUAUGAUGGCCGUGAAAAAUUGGAUCGAGCCUCUUUGCAAACCCUAUGCAGAUAUGUAUAACGUUGAUAUAACUAAUCGAGAGAAGGAAUUCCGCGAGACUCCCAAACUCGGCAGUCUUAGCUACCUUAAUCAGAUGAUGGUUAAGUCUAAUUUAAAUGCUACUUGGAAUGAAGCCGGUGGCUACGAUGCCAUAACCAGAACACAGAGCAAUUGGGUUGAGACAUUGACGCUCACACUUAAUAGCAACUCACAAGGUACAAGCAAUCAUGGUUUCAAUACAGAUUUCCCAGCAACAUUCACAGGCUCAUCUUCUAAAAAGAAAGAAGCUAAAGAAAUUGCAGCAUUUAAGGCCUUGAAGGUGUUAGGAAUAAACUCUUAAUCGCAUUGUUACUCAGUUUGCAAUUCUUCAGCUAUUAUGUAUACCAAAUCAACAACACUUGUAUUUUCAAUUCCAUCUGUCCAUGCC